Messenger RNA from Macaca mulatta (Rhesus monkey), 1136 nucleotides. RefSeq names its product structure-specific endonuclease subunit SLX1A (gene SLX1A). NCBI's taxonomy places the organism in Eukaryota, Metazoa, Chordata, Mammalia, Primates, Cercopithecidae. The record is from RefSeq and is marked provisional. Gene Ontology annotation, biological process: double-strand break repair via homologous recombination. Gene Ontology annotation, molecular function: 5'-flap endonuclease activity; crossover junction DNA endonuclease activity. Gene Ontology annotation, cellular component: Slx1-Slx4 complex.
AGUCUGGCUUCCGCGGUCGGACUUCUACACCCGCCUCCAGACAGGAGAGGGGCAAGUACUCGCGCUACGGCGGCCUCCAGGCUGCCUCCGGAUAGUCCCCGAGAGCUUGUUCCGAAGCAAGCACCCUGCAGCCCUAGCGAUCCACCCCUCCCCUGGACCCUAGGUCACGGCAAUCAACCCCCUGCUGCGGUUCCCGAACCACAGGCCCGAUGGGUCCCGCGGGGGUCACGGCGAGGCCAGGGCGCUUCUUCGGCGUCUACCUGCUCUACUGCCUGAACCCCCGGUACCGGGGCCGCGUCUACGUGGGGUUCACUGUCAACCCUGCUCGUCGGGUCCAGCAGCACAAUGGGGGCCGCAAAAAAGGCGGGGCCUGGCGGACCAGCGGGCGAGGGCCUUGGGAGAUGGUGCUCGUCGUGCACGGCUUCCCGUCCGCCGUGGCUGCCCUUCGGUUUGAGUGGGCUUGGCAACAUCCUCACGCCUCGCGCCGCCUGGCGCACGUGGGGCCUCGCCUGCGCGGAGAGACGGCCUUCGCGUUCCACCUGCGCGUGCUGGCGCACAUGCUGCGCGCACCGCCCUGGGCGCGCCUCCCGCUCACGUUGCGCUGGCUGCGCCCCGACCUCCGCCAGGACCUCUGCCUGCCGCCGCCGCCGCACGUGCCCCUAGCCUUCGGGCCUCCACCGCCCCAGGCCCCGGCCCCAAGGCGCCGCGCAGGUCCCUUUGAUGACACUGAGCCUGAGCCAGACCAGGGGGAUCCAGGGGCUUGCUGCUCCCUGUGCGCCCAGACCAUCCAGGAUGAAGAGGGGCCCUUGUGUUGCCCCAACCCUGGCUGCUGGCUAAGGGCCCACGUGAUCUGCCUGGCAGAGGAGUUCCUUCGGGAAGAACCAGGGCAGCUUCUGCCCCUAGAGGGCCAAUGCCCUAGCUGUGAGAAGUCACUGCUUUGGGGAGACCUGAUCUGGCUGUGCCAGAUGGACACUGAGAAAGAAGUAGAAGACUCAGAAUUAGAAGAGGCACACUGGACAGACCUGCUGGAGACCUGAUCCUCAGUGUCCCUACCCACCUCCUACCUCUUUUCUGUGCCACCUGCCGCGGGUCCGGUGGGUUUUUACUUGAGUACAAUAAAGUCUGAGUCAAGGGUG